Molecule: messenger RNA, 3651 nt
Organism: Rhinolophus ferrumequinum (greater horseshoe bat)
Lineage: Eukaryota; Metazoa; Chordata; Mammalia; Chiroptera; Rhinolophidae
Gene: PHF21B
Product: PHD finger protein 21B
Exons: 13
Coding region: 303-1772 (489 amino acids)
Source: RefSeq, a predicted model, not a curated record
CGCGGGGCUCCCGGCGCCGGGGGGCCAUGCGCCCGGAGGCGCCGGCAGCCCGGGGACCCGGCGCAACUUGCCGGGCAUCCUGAGGAGUUGGGGUGGCCGCGGGCUCGUCGCCGCGGCUCCCGGCAGCCUUUCUUCCUCUUCUCCAGACUCCCCCCAUCCUUUUGGGCCGUGGGGGAAGGGGGCUCCUGUUCCCCCUCCGGGGAGGCCCGGUCCGCCCCCGCCCGCUCUCGCCCCGGCGGAGCCGCGCAACUUCCCGGGAGCCGGGGCCAAAGUGAGCGCAAAGUGGUGCCCAAGUUGCUGGGAUGGAGCUUCAGAGCCGGCCCGAGGCGCUCGCCGUGGAACUCGCGCGCCACCAGAACGGCGACCUCAAGAAGCAGCUCCACGAAAGGCAGCCGCGGAUCGCCGCGCUCAGCGACAAACAAGCUUUGGGAACCAUCACUGCAGUGCCUGUCACGGGUCCUCAGGUCAGCUCCUUGCAGAGGUUGGCCGGGCAAGGAGCGGCAGUGCUACCUCAGGUUAGGCCAAAGACUCUGAUCCCAGACAGCCUCCCCGUCACCCCGGGCAGGGAUCUGGCCCCCAAGCAGCCCCCAACAUUCCAGAAAGCCACCGUGGUCAGUAUCAAGAACCCCAGCCCAGCCCUCCCCACUGCCAACAACACCGUGAGCCAUGUGCCAACGCCCGGCAGCCAGCCCCAGGCCCUCGCCGAGCCCGCCGCCAUCACCUCUUCUCUGAGUAGUGCCGGGGUGGCCUACGCCAUCAUCUCCAGCGCCCCCAGCAAUGCCGCCGCCAUCGCCCCCAGCACCGCCGUGUCUGUGGUCAAUGACAGCGUCAAGGUGCAGCCCCUUCUCAUCAGGGCCGACAACAAGGUCAUCAUCAUUCAGCCUCAAGUGCAGACACAGCCAGAGAGCACGGCAGAGGCGCGGCCGCCCACGGAGGAGCCAUCUCAGGGAUCUCAGGCCACCAAAAAGAAGAAGGAAGACCGGCCCCCGAGCCAGGAGAACCCUGAGAAAAUCGCCUUCAUGGUAGCGCUAGGCCUGGUUACGACGGAGCACUUGGAAGAAAUCCAGAGCAAGCGCCAAGAGCGGAAGAGAAGAAGCACAGCCAACCCUGCCUACAGCGGCCUCCUGGAGACAGAGAGGAAGCGGCUGGCGUCCAACUAUCUCAACACCCCCCUGUUCCUCACAGCACGAGCCAAUGAGGAGCCCUGCUGGAAGAACGAGAUCACCCACGAUGAGCACUGUGCUGCCUGCAAGCGAGGAGCCAACCUGCAGCCCUGCGGCACCUGCCCGGGGGCCUACCACCUUAGCUGCCUGGACCCGCCCCUCAAGACAGCACCCAAGGGCGUGUGGGUGUGCCCCAAGUGCCAGCAGAAGGCCUUAAAGAAAGACGAAGGUGUGCCGUGGACCGGGAUGCUGGCCAUUGUGCACUCCUACGUCACCCACAAGACAGUCAAAGAAGAAGAGAAGCAGAAGCUGCUGCAGAGAGGCAGCGAGCUGCAGAGCGAACACCAGCAGCUGGAGGAGCGGGACCGGCGCCUGGCCGUGGCGGUCCAGAAAUGCCUGGAGCUCAAGACGAGCCUGCUGGCCCGGCAGAGAGGUACCCAGUCGUCCUUGGACCGCCUACGGGCCCUCCUCAGACUGAUACAGGGCGAGCAGAUGCUCCAGGUCACCAUGACGACCACCAGCUCUGCCCCGAUGCUGGCUGGGCCCUGGACCAAGCCUUCAGCAGCAGCCAUGCACUCUGCCCUCCAGCACCCCCAGGGACACAACUGACCCCGAGGGACCCUGAGGUCUUCACACCUACGGAAGUCACUGGGACCCUGCUCACAAGACCUGAGGGUUCUGUCAGCCUUAAUUCAUAAACACUAUGAAUUUCAGACAAAAAUAAAACCAGAAAGAGAGACAGAGGAAAAAAGGGAGAAGAAGCUGGGUGAGAGUCCUAAUCCUAGAUCCCGGACAGGUGGGGAUAGUCCUAAACCCUUUGCGUUCGGACAGCACAUCUGGAAGCCGGGUGGGGCCCACAGUUGGCCUGGCUGUGGUGGACUGCCCAGGCCUCCGGCUUCCGGCACAGCGUCUCCACGGCCUCAUGCAAUGGUGUGAAGGGCCAGGGCCCCCAGCUGUGGGCCACCGCCUGUCCAGUGUCCUGCGGGGAAGGAGCCGAGAACGCAGACGUAGCUGAGUAGAACAGGUAGUUGGGACAGAGGUGGGUAGCGAUUCUAGGUAGGACUCCGCCGUCCCUCCCUCGCAGGGGCCCAGCCCUGGGCCUGGGCACUCCCAGCGCCUUUUCAGAACAGCCGCGCCCCUGUCUGUCAGUAUUAUUAGCGUUAAGAAUCGCAGCUGUCUAACUUGAACCUGUGUGACGUGCGUUCCGAGGGGACGCUGCCGUGCUCGCCUGCCAGGGCCUCCGUCCCGUCCCCGGCAUUUCGGGGUGCCCUCACCGCCAUGCGCCUCCUUCCUCUUGCUGAUCCUUUGGACUCUGCUAUCGAUGUAUUUUUCUCAUGGAGUUUUUGGGCCAGAGGGAGCUGCUACCAUGCAGGGGAGGCAUUUGGCAGGUUUUCUAUUUUGGGUUGAAUCAUUCAACUUACAACUGAAGCCUUUUAUUUUCUCCUUUCGAAGAGCCGAUAAAAUAUUCCAUUCCUCUUUUCUUGCCAGUACAGACACUAUGCCAAAAAAUAACUUUACAUUUUUGUGUGGCGUUUUUAUUGUAAGAUAUUUAAUGUGAAGGGGGGGACACUCGCUGACUUCUUUUUCUGCUCACAGUGGUCUCUGCUGCAAGGUACGAAGGGGCAACCCUUCCCGAGGGGCUGCCAAACUGGAGACAUCCAGGAGAGGUUUUAAGAAGUGGGGCAAGGGUGGGGAGGAACAAAGGGCGGUGGCCUCAGGAGGGUUCGGCUUUGGACACUCGAAUCCCUGUUCGUGCUGUGUCCUUGAGAGCUGAGCGUGCAUGCGCUCGCUGUCUCGAAAGGGCUCCUGCGUCCUGGGGGGCGGGGGGUCGUGCCAGCUCAUCACACCCACCAGCUUCUCCAGUCCCGACAGACUUACCACAACAGGUGAGCGUCUCGGAGCCACAGGGCUCCCACCCCCAGCAAAUCACACGGUGCCGAAUUGCAUUGCACACACGUGUGUGUGCGCCCACGGCCCCAGACACGCACGCACACAUGCAUGCAGACAGGUGCAGAGCAGGGAGGCUGGCCAGAAUCCCACAGACUGCCACCUCCCUCCUCUCAUUGUCACGACUCCGGGAGAAACUGUGCUGUACGAUACAGAUCUAUUUUAAUACACAACACUGGGUUGAACAAGAUUUUUAUAUUCUUUUAUUGAUGAACAAAGUGAACGGUGAGACACACGUCUUCUGUAUUGGUUGCUGUGGAUGCCAAUUACGCAUUACCGCGUGGCUUGCGAUGUAAAUGUCUUCAGGUUCCUUUUCGUUGGUUUGUUUUGUUCUUGGAUGGAUUGGAUUCAAUUUUUAAAAAAUGUAAUGGGAGGAGAUGAAAGGUUGGACCCAGGAGGGGUAGCUGCCGACGUGUCUUGAGACUUAGCUUUUUGGACCAAGGAGGCCCGUCGAGUGCAUAGUGAGGAUAGAGAACAGUGUUCGUCUUGAAUAUGCCCGUGUAGUUUCCUUCUGUACGACACAUUAAACUUGAUUGAUGAU